Molecule: messenger RNA, 746 nt
Organism: Oryzias melastigma (Indian medaka)
Lineage: Eukaryota; Metazoa; Chordata; Actinopteri; Beloniformes; Adrianichthyidae
Product: ferritin, middle subunit-like
Exons: 4
Coding region: 60-590 (176 amino acids)
Biological process (GO): intracellular iron ion homeostasis; iron ion transport
Cellular component (GO): cytoplasm
Molecular function (GO): ferrous iron binding; ferric iron binding
Source: RefSeq, a predicted model, not a curated record
AUACUCAACAAAUUCAAAUAACGUUUGAACUAAAAGCGAGAAGAACCACAGCAGCUAAAAUGGAGUCUCAGGUGCGUCAGAACUACCACCGCGACUGUGAGGCCGCAAUCAACAAAAUGGUCAACAUGGAGCUGUUUGCUUCCUACACCUACACCUCUAUGGCCUUCUACUUCGACCGUGACGAUGUGGCCCUUCCAGGUUUCUCCCAUUUCUUCAAGGAGAACAGCCACGAGGAGAGGGAGCACGCGGACAAACUGCUGUCCUUCCAGAACAAGAGAGGAGGACGCAUCUUCCUGCAGGACGUCAAGAAACCUGAUCGUAAUGAGUGGGGCAGUGGGCUGGAAGCCAUGCAGUGCGCCCUGCAGCUGGAGAAGAACGUCAAUCAGGCUCUGCUGGACCUGCACAAGAUGUCCUCUGACCGCACAGACCCUCAUCUGUGUGACUUCCUGGAGUCUCACUACCUGAACGAACAGGUGGAGUCCAUCAAGAAGCUUGGUGACCACAUCACCAACCUCACCCGCAUGGAUGCUCACACCAACAAGAUGGCAGAGUAUCUGUUUGACAAGCACACCCUGGGCAGCAAGAGCUAAAGAGCCUGGAGGAACAUUCCAGAUGCAGACCUUAAACCUUUCUGCUCUGCCUGCUGGAAGAUUGGGAAAUGUCUGAAAUCUGUUUGAUUCUGUCAUGACUCUGAUUCACCUUGAUGUUUCAAACUGAAUAAAACUGAAUAAACAAUUGGAGCUGAA